This is a messenger RNA of Hibiscus syriacus, 594 nucleotides long. RefSeq names its product glycerol-3-phosphate dehydrogenase [NAD(+)]-like. Bases 1 to 594 code for a protein of 197 amino acids. The transcript has 5 exons. Gene Ontology annotation, molecular function: NAD binding; oxidoreductase activity, acting on the CH-OH group of donors, NAD or NADP as acceptor. Lineage: Eukaryota; Viridiplantae; Streptophyta; Magnoliopsida; Malvales; Malvaceae. Gene Ontology annotation, biological process: glycerol-3-phosphate catabolic process. Gene Ontology annotation, cellular component: cytosol. The record is from RefSeq and is a predicted model, not a curated record.
AUGGCCCCUGCUUUCGAACAAGUCCCACAAGACACUGAAACCCAAACCGAAGCACCCCAUAAAGCGUCCAACACUGUAAACAACGAUGCUCAAGUAGAUUACAAAUCAAGGGUCACUGUUGUUGGUAGUGGCAAUUGGGGCAGUGUUGCUGCUAAGCUCAUUGCUUCAAACACCCUCAAGCUCAACUCUUUUCAUGGAGCUUACAGAUAUCCAGACCUCGAAAACGCAGUUAAAGAUGCAAACUUGUUGGUUUUCGUAAACCCCCAUCAAUUCAUGGAGGGUAUAUGCAAAAGGCUUGUUGGUAAAGUGAGGGAAGAUGGUGAGGCUAUUUCACUUAUUAAAGGGAUGGAGGUUAAGAUGGAAGGCCCUUGCAUGAUCUCCACUCUUAUUACUGAGCAGCUUGGCAUCAAUUGUUCCGUUCUGAUGGGGGCGAAUAUCGCGAACGAGAUCGCUGUGGAGAAGUUCAGUGAAGCAACGGUUGGGUACCGAGACAAGCGAGAUAUUGCAGAACAAUGGGUCCGGUUAUUCUGUACCCCAUAUUUCAUUGUCACUCCUGUUCAGGAUGUGGAAGGGGUUGAACUAUGCGCACGUUGA